Molecule: messenger RNA, 1470 nt
Organism: Carya illinoinensis
Lineage: Eukaryota; Viridiplantae; Streptophyta; Magnoliopsida; Fagales; Juglandaceae
Product: receptor-like protein 34
Exons: 3
Coding region: 1-1470 (489 amino acids)
Molecular function (GO): nucleic acid binding; RNA-DNA hybrid ribonuclease activity; protein binding
Source: RefSeq, a predicted model, not a curated record
AUGGGAAAUCCUGGAGCUGCAGGGGCGGGUGGAGUUCUGAGAGACUCUAAGGGUGAUCUACUCAUGGCAUUCUCGGUUCAUCUUGGCACAGGAUCAAGUAAUUAUGCAGAAGUAAUGAGCUUAAUUCAUGGUCUACGGCGGAUUAAAAUGAUGGGUGUGGCCCACAUUGAUCUUGAAUCAGAUUCCAUGAUGGUGGUUAGAUGGCUGAAAGCAUCAAGAUGUGAAGUAUGGUAUCUUGAAGAAUUCUGGGAGGAGCUGAUGGAGAUGCUAAAAGAAAUUGAGUUUCAAGUCUCACACAUCUACCGGGAAGGAAACGUAGCAGCUGACUUCUUGGCACGUCUGGGGGCGAAGGGCUUAAAUAAACAAUGGCUCUCUCGGGACAUCCCUUCUAACCUGAGAGGAAUAUUACGGAUGGAUAAACUUGGUUUUCCUAGUCUCAGACCGCAACUUGAGUCAAUCUUUGUCAGUGCUAGUACUACGAAGCAACAACUUCAGCAGCAACAUCCCAAAAACAUGGGCCAUUUGCCAAGAUCUUUGGCCAACUGUACUAAGCAUGAGUAUCUUCAUGUUGGCCACAAUCAAAUCAACGAUACCUAUCCCUUUUGGUUGGGAACUCUUCAACAGUUGAAUAUUCUUGUUUUCCAUUCUAAUGGCUUCCACGAUGCAAUAAGGAGUCCAGAAACAAAUUACACACUCCCCAACUUGCAUAUCAUUGACCUCUCUGACAACCAUUUGUCUAGGAAUUUGCCUCCAGGAUACUUCACACAAUGGGAUGCCAUGAAAUCCGUUGGUGCAAAGAAUUUAAAAUACUUGGAUGAUUACUCUAUCGACUGUUCAAUUAUAAUAACAACAAAAGGUGUGGAGUUGGAAUAUAAGAAGAUCCAAGAUGGCCUCACAGUCAUAGAUUUCUCAUGCAACAGAUUUGAAGAAGAUAUUCUAGAAAGACUGGGGAAUCUAGUAGGACUUCUUGUCCUGAACCUUUCCAAUAAUGCUUUCACUGGUCAUAUCCCAUCAUCCUUUGCAAAUUUGACACAGCUAGAAUCAUUAGACCUUUCUCAAAACAAGUUGUUCGGAGAGAUACCUCCUGAUUUAACCCAUCUCAAUUUCCUUUCAAAAUUUAAUGUGUCACAUAAUUGCCUCAUUGGACUUAUACCGCACGGGCAACAGUUUGGAACAUUUGGAAAUACUUCAUUCGAAGAUAAUCGAGCACUGUGUGGAAGGCCCUUGUCCAAAAUCUAUGGAGAUUCUGACAAUUCGAUGCCUCCACCUUCAACCAACUUUGAAGAGAAUCAGGGUCCAAAAUUUUUCUUUGAAUUUGGUUGGAAAGCAGUUGUGAUGGGAUAUGGAUGUGGAUUCGUAUUUGGAGUUGUUAUCGGGCACAUUGUGAUAACCAGAAAGCAAGAUUGGGUUAUCAAGAUUUUUGGCAAGAAGCAACAUCAAACUCGAAUAAUGGUGAAUCAUAGGAAGUAG